AUGGCAGUGAUAGUUCACUGCAGGUCCAAGCAACAUGAUCUUGGCGCUCGUGCCGUCGGCGCAGGAGCUACCUACAGCUUCACUUUCGGCAAGAACUUGUUUGGCGGGACUCUCUUCUGGUGCAGAGCGGCGUUCCAAGACCGGCGCCUCGCUUUCUUGGCCUUCAAGCAAGACGACGAGGGCAAUGUCUACGUCAUCGACUUCGAGGUAUCCGACGAUGGAGUCGAUCGGGUGAACGGCGAGGAGCGAGUUCAUAUUACUGGCUGGAACUAG
Molecule: messenger RNA, 273 nt
Organism: Linum tenue
Lineage: Eukaryota; Viridiplantae; Streptophyta; Magnoliopsida; Malpighiales; Linaceae
Source: the annotation of a GenBank genome assembly